Molecule: messenger RNA, 5071 nt
Organism: Nycticebus coucang (slow loris)
Lineage: Eukaryota; Metazoa; Chordata; Mammalia; Primates; Lorisidae
Gene: JAK1
Product: Janus kinase 1
Exons: 25
Coding region: 308-3769 (1153 amino acids)
Biological process (GO): hemopoiesis; intracellular signal transduction; cytokine-mediated signaling pathway
Cellular component (GO): cytosol; membrane; cytoskeleton
Molecular function (GO): cytokine receptor binding; non-membrane spanning protein tyrosine kinase activity; ATP binding
Source: RefSeq, a predicted model, not a curated record
CGGGGCGGGGCGUGGGGCGGGGCGUUGCCCAGCGCAGGCCGCGGCGGCCCCGGAGUAACCCGGAGCUGCAGACAGCCUGCCGGCCCGCAGCCCUGAUCGCGGUCUCCGCGCCCCUCUUCGGCCUUGGGCGCGAGCACGCGGGGCUCCGCGGGGCUGGCCGCCCACCGAGCCCCCGCCCGCGCCGGACCCCGUGGCGACCCGGAGCCGCCCCGCUCGCGCACGCGGAAGUGCUCAGUUCUGAAUGUGCUUCGGAAAGUGGAGAAGAAAAUCCAGUCUGCUUUUUGGGGAAGACUGGACAACCGAAUAAAUGCAGUAUCUAAACAUAAAAGAGGACUGCAGUGCCAUGGCUUUCUGCGCUAAAAUACGGAGCUCCAAGAAGGCGGAGGCGGACCUGGAGGCACCCGAGCUGGGGGUGGAGGUGACCUUCUACCUGCCGGACAGGGAGCCCCUGCGACUGAGCAGUGGCGAGUACACGGCGGAGGAGCUGUGCAUCAGGGCUGCGCAGGAGUGCCGUAUCUCUCCUCUGUGCCACAACCUCUUUGCCCUGUACGAUGAGAGUGCCAGGCUGUGGUAUGCUCCCAACCGCACCAUCACUGUGGAUAACAAGAUGUCGCUCCGGCUCCACUAUCGGAUGAGGUUCUACUUCACCAACUGGCACGGCACCAAUGACAGUGAGCAGUCGGUGUGGCGACACUCUCCCAGGAAGCAAAAGAAUGGCUAUGAGAAGAAGAAGGCACCUGAUGCAACCCCACUGCUGGACGCCAGCUCUCUGGAGUACCUGUUUGCCCAGGGACAGUAUGAUUUGGUGAAGUGCCUGGCUCCCAUUCGAGACCCUAAGACGGAGCAGGAUGGCCAUGACAUUGAGAACGAGUGUCUGGGGAUGGCUGUCCUGGCCAUCUCACACUAUGCCAUGAUGAAGAAAAUGCAGCUGCCAGAGCUGCCCAAGGACAUCAGCUACAAGCGCUAUAUCCCAGAAACACUGAAUAAGUCCAUCAGACAGAGGAACCUUCUCACCAGGAUGCGGAUAAAUAAUGUUUUCAAGGAUUUCCUGAAAGAGUUCAACAACAAGACCAUCUGUGACAGCAGUGUGUCCACACACGACCUGAAGGUGAAGUACCUGGCUACCUUGGAGACCUUGACGAAACAUUAUGGUGCCGAAAUAUUCGAGACUUCUGUGUUACUGAUCUCAUCAGAAAAUGAGAUGAGCUGGCUUCACUCAAAUGACGGUGGGAACAUCGUUUACUACGAAGUGAUGGUGACUGGAAAUCUUGGGAUCCAAUGGAGGCUGAAACCAAAUGUUGUUCCAGUUGAAAAGGAAAAAAAUAAACUGAAGCGAAAGAAACUAGAAAAUAAACACAAGAAGGAUGAUGAGAAAAACAAAAUCCGAGAAGAGUGGAACAAUUUUUCUUACUUCCCUGAAAUCACUCACAUUGUAAUAAAGGAAUCUGUGGUCAGCAUCAACAAGCAGGACAACAAGAAAAUGGAACUGAAGCUCUCUUCCCACGAGGAGGCCUUGUCCUUCGUAUCCUUGGUUGAUGGCUAUUUCCGGCUCACGGCGGACGCCCACCAUUACCUCUGCACCGAUGUGGCUCCCCCACUGAUCGUCCACAACAUUCAGAAUGGCUGUCAUGGUCCUAUCUGCACAGAGUACGCCAUCAAUAAGCUGCGGCAGGAGGGCUGUGAGGAGGGCAUGUAUGUGCUGCGGUGGAGCUGCACUGACUUCGACAACAUCCUCAUGACCGUCACCUGCUUCGAGAAGUCUGAGGUGCUGGGCAGCCAGAAGCAGUUCAAGAACUUCCAGAUCGAGGUGCAGAAGGGCCGCUAUAGCCUGCAUGGCUCGGACCGCAGCUUCCCCAGCCUGGAAGAGCUGAUGAGCCACCUCCGGAAGCAGGUCCUGCGCACAGACAACAUCAGCUUUGUGCUCAAGCGCUGCUGCCAGCCCAAGCCUCGAGAAAUCUCUAACCUGCUGGUGGCCACGAAGAAGGCCCAGGAGUGGCAGCCCGUCUACCCCAUGAGCCAGCUGAGUUUUGACCGGAUCCUCAAGAAAGAUAUUAUACAAGGUGAGCACCUCGGGAGAGGCACAAGGACACACAUCUACUCUGGGACCUUGAUGGACUACAAAGAUGAUGAAGGGACUUCUGAAGAGAAGAGAAUAAAAGUGAUCCUCAAAGUCCUGGACCCCAGCCACAGGGACAUUUCUUUGGCCUUCUUUGAGGCGGCCAGCAUGAUGAGACAGGUCUCCCACAAACACAUCGUGUACCUCUACGGCGUCUGUGUCCGGGAUGUGGAGAACAUCAUGGUGGAAGAGUUUGUGGAAGGGGGGCCUUUAGACCUCUUCAUGCACCGGAAGAGCGAUGUCCUCACCACACCGUGGAAAUUCAAAGUCGCCAAGCAGCUGGCCAGCGCCCUGAGCUACCUGGAGGACAAAGACCUGGUCCAUGGGAAUGUGUGCACCAAGAACCUCCUCCUGGCCCGUGAGGGUGUCGACAGUGAGUACGGCCCCUUCAUCAAGCUCAGCGACCCAGGCAUCCCGAUCACUGUGCUGACCAGGCAAGAGUGCAUAGAACGCAUCCCCUGGAUUGCUCCUGAGUGUGUCGAAGACCCCAAGAACCUGAGUGUGGCUGCUGACAAGUGGAGCUUCGGCACCACGCUCUGGGAGAUCUGCUACAAUGGCGAGAUCCCCCUGAAAGACAAGACGCUGAUCGAGAAAGAGAGGUUCUAUGAAAGCCGGUGCCGGCCGGUAACACCCUCAUGUAAGGAGCUGGCUGACCUCAUGACCCGCUGCAUGAACUACGACCCCAACCAGAGGCCCUUCUUCCGAGCCAUCAUGAGGGACAUCAACAGGCUGGAGGAGCAGAAUCCAGACAUCGUCUCAGAAAAAACGCCAGCAACUGAAGUGGACCCCACGCACUUUGAAAAGCGCUUCCUAAAGAGGAUCCGGGACUUGGGAGAGGGCCACUUCGGGAAGGUUGAGCUCUGCAGGUACGACCCCGAGGGUGACAGCACUGGAGAGCAGGUGGCUGUUAAAUCUCUGAAGCCGGAGAGUGGAGGCAACCACAUAGCUGACCUGAAGAAGGAGAUCGAGAUCCUGAGGAGCCUCUACCACGAGAACAUCGUCAAGUACAAAGGCAUCUGCACGGAGGACGGAGGAAAUGGUAUCAAGCUCAUCAUGGAAUUUCUGCCUUCGGGAAGUCUAAAGGAGUAUCUUCCAAAGAAUAAGAGCAAAAUAAGCCUCAGACAACAGCUGAAAUAUGCUGUUCAGAUUUGUAAGGGCAUGGACUACUUGGGGUCUCGGCAGUACGUUCACCGGGACUUAGCAGCAAGAAACGUCCUUGUUGAGAGUGAACACCAAGUGAAAAUUGGAGACUUUGGUUUGACCAAAGCGAUUGAGACUGAUAAGGAGUAUUACACUGUUAAGGACGACCGCGACAGCCCCGUGUUCUGGUAUGCUCCAGAAUGCUUAAUUCAGUGCAAAUUCUACAUCGCCUCUGACGUCUGGUCCUUUGGGGUCACCCUGCACGAGCUGCUUACUUACUGUGACUCAGAUUCCAGUCCCAUGGCCUUGUUCCUGAAAAUGAUAGGCCCCACUCAUGGCCAGAUGACAGUCACAAGACUUGUGAAUACAUUGAAAGAAGGAAAGCGCUUGCCAUGUCCACCCAACUGUCCAGAUGAGGUUUAUCAGCUUAUGAGAAAAUGCUGGGAAUUCCUACCAUCCAAUCGGACAACCUUUCAGAACCUUAUUGAAGGAUUUGAAGCACUUUUAAAAUAAGCAUGAAUAACAUUUAAGCUCUACAGUUUAUCAAGUCCUCCUCCCCCAGCAAAUGCCCAAGCCAUUUAAAAAAAAUUUUUUUAAUGAAAAGUUUAUAUUCUAUCAAAAAUUCCGUCAACCAUUGAGUGUGUGCGUACAGCAUGCUGUGGCUCUGAGUGUGUGUGAAGACUUCCUCUGUAAGUUUGCACCAGUAACGCAGUGACAGUGAUGACCCAACAUUGGAACGCACUCAAACCCUCCUUCUUUUGGAAAGACCGUGCCACCAUUUCAUCUGCUUUUCACCACCACAGCUGCACACCAGGUGGGGUUUACUGAGACAGGAAGAAUACUGAUGUCUCACAGUGAUUGCUUUUCCUAGUUGCCCGUUGACCCAAAAUGUUUUCUUGGCACAUUAAUCAUAGGUAAAGAUUGAUGAACUUAACAGAUUCUCAAACCUGCCCUCAAAUAUCCAUGUCUACACAGUGAUAGGCUAUGCAUUCUCAAAAUAUUAGAUGCCAGCUAGUAUACUGUUGUUUCUUUCCAAAAUGACUUCUGUCACAGUACGAUUUCAAUCUUGAGUAGUUUUUCCAGGGGCUUGGCUCCUGUUCCCUUGGGUGGCCGCUGGUACCCAUUUUUGAGAAACCUGGUCACACAGUGGGCAGUCUUGGGACAGAUUCUCCGCUGCAUGUUAGCUCUCGAGAACUAAGCCAGCGCCAGCACCGUCCUAAGCCACACACCUCUCAUCAGGGCUGCCUCCCGAAACUCAGAUGCUAUCACACACGCUUUUAAGAAAAUCAUGUACAUCCUUUCGUAACUCUGCCACUCAGGGGUGAGCUGUCCCAGCAGUGGCUCUGAAUGCUCUUUGCACUCAGAAUACCUACCACAUACGUUGUGCUGUCCCUGUAUGCACCGCCCUCUACAUGGGUCAUCACUGCUUUGACCAUCACCCUACAGUGCAAGACUUGAAAGAAGACCCAGCUGGGGGUACUCUGGAGUUCAGUUUGCUGGGGGUACUCUGUUUUCAGUUUGCUUGGGGGUAGCUGUGUAAUCCAAAAUAUGUAGUCUCUGAUUCAAUGUGAACCAUAAACAUCUUUCUGACCAAGAGCCUAAAAAACUUUGUUCAUGCUGUCUAGUAUUUGUUCAAUAUCAUUAGUUUUCACCUGUUGAGCCCCAAAAGAGUUCAGGAUUGAGUCAAGGGCAACAAUAAACUUGCCAUUUAAAUUUGUCCAACAGCCCAACAUCACCAAGAUCUCUGUGUCAAACCUGUGGCCUCUCUAUAUGCACUUUGUUUACUCUUUAUACAAAUAAAUAUACUAAAGACUU